Molecule: messenger RNA, 1380 nt
Organism: Penicillium egyptiacum
Lineage: Eukaryota; Fungi; Ascomycota; Eurotiomycetes; Eurotiales; Aspergillaceae
Source: the annotation of a GenBank genome assembly
AUGGCAGAAGAAUCCACAGUUGCAAUCAUGCCCCCAAAGAAUGACGACCAUCCUAUCUUGUAUAGCGACGUCAACCAAGAAGAUCUUCAUGCCAAAACAUCGAAGUACCUCCUGAAUUAUGGCACCAAAUUCAACAAAGAAGUGAUUUGUGGCAGUAGAGGGCUCUACGUGUACACGGCCUGCGGACACAAAGUGCUAGAUUUUACAUCCGGACAAAUGUCCUGCCUGCUCGGCCAUGGGCAUCCAGAGAUCGUGCAGACAAUCGCUGACCACGCAGCCUCCCUAGACCACCUCUUCUCAGGCAUGGUAUCACCCCCUGCGAUAAGCCUAGGCGAACGUCUCUGUGAUCUUCUCCCAACCGGGCUCGACAAAGCCUUCUUCCUCUCCACCGGCGGCGAGAGCAACGAAGCAGCAAUAAAGAUGGCAAAGGUAUACACCGGAAAGUUCGAAAUCGUCGGACUAGGCGGUAGCUGGCAUGGCGUGACAGCGCAAGCACUAGGCGCACAAUACCACUUCGGUCGCAAAGGCCAAGGCCCCCUGAUGCCCGGGAUGCUGAUGCUCCCACCGCCGAACGCGUACCGCUCCAUCUUCCGCCGCGCCGACGGAUCCUACGACUGGGAAGCCGAGAUGGAAUACGGCUGGCGCAUGAUCGACAUGCAAUCGUGCGGAUCGCUGGCGGCUUGCAUCGUUGAGUGUAUCCAGUCAUCGGCUGGCAUGCACGUCCUACCACCGGGGUACCUCGCUGCUCUAAAACGGGAGUGCGAAAAGCGCGGAAUGCUCUUGAUCGUCGACGAAGCGCAGACGGGCGUCGGCCGCUGCGGCGAUCUAAUGGCUAUCAACCAUGAAGGUGUCGUUCCUGAUAUCCUCACCCUCAGCAAGACGCUAGGGAAUGGCCUGCCGCUCAGUGCUGUUGUUACGAGUGCCGAGAUCGAGCGUGUGUGCAUCGGGCGCGACUACUGCUUCUACACGACUCAUGUUAAUGAUCCACUGCCUGCUGCUGUGGGUGACAAAGUGCUUGAGAUUGUGGUGCGUGAUGGGCUGGUGGAGCACUCUCGUGCUAUGGGUAAGGUACUCCAUGACCGGCUGAAUGCGCUGAAGGAAAAGUAUGGCUGUAUCGGAGAUGUCCGUGGACGUGGACUUAUGGCAGGGGUUGAGAUUGUUGAGGAUCGCGAGACCAAGAACCCUGCGCUGGCUUUAGGCAAGGCGAUCGGGGAUCGGGCUUAUGAUUUAGGCUUGUGGGCCAAUCUCAGUAGCCAUCCAAGCUUUGGGGGUGCAUUUCGCAUCGCUCCGCCAAUCACUAUUACCAAGGACCAGCUGCUUAGUGGCUUGGAAAUAUUGGAAGAGGCAUUUGCAGCGACCCCUGGCACCAUGCCUGCAUGA